Molecule: messenger RNA, 711 nt
Organism: Necator americanus (New World hookworm)
Lineage: Eukaryota; Metazoa; Nematoda; Chromadorea; Rhabditida; Ancylostomatidae
Exons: 8
Coding region: 1-711 (236 amino acids)
Biological process (GO): translation
Cellular component (GO): ribosome; cytosolic large ribosomal subunit
Molecular function (GO): RNA binding; structural constituent of ribosome
Source: RefSeq, a predicted model, not a curated record
AUGCUUGGGCGUGUUGUCGUGCCUUUCCAAAUACAAGAUGUGGCCACAUCAUCUGCUGUUAUUCUUCUCAUACAUGUUGGAGAUAAUUCGAUGCGAGCAUCAAACGUCAAUCCUUGUCAAACACGUCAUCACAUGGAUGCACCGCAACGCUCCACUUGGACUACGAUUGAACGUGCCCAAUUACCUUACCUGCUGCCACCUAAACAUAUGAUCGAGGCCGAAAGACUCGCGGAGGUCCGCGAGAAGAAAGCAAAGAACGUGAUGAGGGAGUUAAGGAUACAGAAGCUCUGCCUGAAUAUCUGUGUUGGAGAGUCCGGUGAUCGGCUAACUCGUGCAGCGAAGGUGCUCGAACAGCUCACAGUUCGUGGUGCUAAGGCUGAAGAGAUACUGGAGAAAGGACUGAAAGUCAAGGAGUUUGAAUUGCAUAAGGAGAAUUUCUCAAAUACUGGAAAUUUCGGUUUCGGUAUCCAGGAGCACAUAGACCUUGGAAUCAAGUAUGAUCCAGCUAUCGGGAUUUAUGGCAUGGACUUUUAUGUUGUUCUUGCCCGUCCUGGUGGUCGUGUUGCAAAAAGGAGGCGAGCGCCUGGACGCGUUGGACCAGCUCAUCGUGUGACUCGCGAUGAGGCAGUGAAGUGGUUUCAGCAGAAGUAUGAUGGAAUCAUCCUCCCUCCCAAGCCUAGGGUUAAGCGAAACGUUCACCGCAGACGUUAA